CUCCCAGAACAACGGAAACGAACUUGUGCUCUUUCGUCCGGGGAUCCUCCGGUUGAGGAAUGAGUUCUUCUGAGCUGGAAGGCUUCCAAGUCAUUGGCGAUCUUCUGCUGGCGAGUUGUCGCCAUUCAUUCCGCUGUUCGGCGAGCAAGACGGAAGAGAGAUGGAGACCGAGAAAGGUGUCCAGCAGCUGCUGGUGAUGAAAGAAGAAGAAGAUGCUACUGAGCAGCAGGAGUGCAGCUCCAGUCUGGAUCAGGAGGGACAAGAACCUCCUCUCAUUAAAGAAGAACCAGAAGAAGAAGAUCUAGACCAAAUCAAAGAAGAGGCCACCCAGAUCUCCCUCACUCCUGCGGGUGUGAAGGGGGAAGAUGACAAUGACGAUGAUCAUGAAGCAACCAGCAUCUUGACUGAACAAAUAAAAACAGAGGCUGAAGGAGACAACUGUGGAGGAACUGUGGCAGAACCAGCCAGCGACUUGGAUUCACCGGACCAGCCUGACCAACAGAGUUCCCCGUCUUCUGAAUCAGACACCGAUGACAGUGAAGACUGGGGAGAGACCAGUAACUCUCGGUCUCGAUCAAACUCUGUGAAAAAAUCAAGAGACCAUAUCAUUGAGAAGGCCAACGAUGGUGAUCACAAAUCGCUCAACUGCACUGAAUGUGGGAGGAAAUAUUUUUCAAAGGCUAAACUUACAAAGCACAUAAAAGCCUGCCGUAGAAAAUCUUUUGGUUGUUCUGUUUGUGGGAAAUGUUUUGAAUACAGGGUAAAUCUGACCACGCACAUGAGGAUACACACAGGAGAAAAACCUUUCAGCUGCUCUCAUUGUGGUAAAUGUUUUACGACGAAAGGAAACCUGAAGGUCCACAUGAGAAUUCAUACUGGAGAGAAACCCUUCAUCUGCUCUCAAUGUGGCAAGUGCUUUCCUUGGAUACAACAACUGGAAAUACACAUGAGAAAUCACUCUGGCGAAACACCGUUCAGUUGCGCUCAGUGUGGUAAGAGUUUUAAAAGCAAUGUUUAUUUGAACUCCCACAUGAGAACCCACAGUGGAAAAAAACCUUUCAUCUGCUCUGAGUGUGGCAAGCGUUUCACGCGGAGCGAUCAUCUUAAGCUCCAUAUGAGGAUUCACACUGGAGAAAAGCCGUUCAGCUGCUCUCAGUGUGGCAUGUGUUUUACUUGCAAACAAAAACUGGAAUUACACAUGAGAACGCACACUGGGGAAAAACCUUUCAGCUGCUCUCAGUGUGGUAAAUGUUUUUCUCAGAAAGGCAGCCUGAGAAGUCACCUCAGAACCCACACUGGAGAAAAGCCAUUCAUCUGCUCUGAGUGUGGCAUGUGCUUUUCUUGGUUACACCAACUGAAAAAACAUGCAAAAAAUCAUGCAGACGUUGAACCUUUCAUCUCUUCUCAAUGAUCAAGUUUGAGUAAAUGGAACUUUUAAAAUGCAUGUUUGCAUCUCAUUGCUUUAUGGAAGCAGUCGAAUCAUGACGUCUUAGUUCUUUAAUGAAAUUGCUCAUCAAGUCUUAGUUGUUUUUCAAUUGAAAAUUGGUUACAUUUUGUUGUACACCAGAAUACGUGUUUACUUUGGCAAUUUUUUUCUGUUAUCCAGUAGUGGAAGAGAGUUUUUGGACACGCCAUGCGUUCUACUGUGUGCUAAUCACAUGACUACUAAAUGUUAAUUGGAUUUUGUCAUGGUUUAUUUAUUUUUUAUUCAGUUUUGUUAUUAGUUGACUUUGAUCCUGUCAGUGUUCAUGCCUGAUAUAAUGAAGCUGUCAAGGGUUUAGUGUUAUAUCAAUAGACAAUAACCAAACAAAACAGCAUGUUUAUUUGUAUAUAUAAUAAUAUAUACAGCCCACACCU
Synchiropus splendidus (mandarinfish) is the source of this 1857-nucleotide messenger RNA. RefSeq names its product oocyte zinc finger protein XlCOF6.1-like. Gene Ontology annotation, biological process: regulation of transcription by RNA polymerase II. The record is from RefSeq and is a predicted model, not a curated record. Gene Ontology annotation, molecular function: RNA polymerase II cis-regulatory region sequence-specific DNA binding; DNA-binding transcription factor activity. The transcript has 2 exons. The coding region runs from base 161 to 1411 and encodes 416 amino acids. Lineage: Eukaryota; Metazoa; Chordata; Actinopteri; Syngnathiformes; Callionymidae.